CACUCUAAGCUAGAAUGUUGACAAGCAUGCAGUAGGGUAUAGAGGCUACAAGCAUUAAUGCUACACGGUAGGAUCACAAUGUCAGUGUUUCACUUGGAAAUGGGAAUCUAACUUUGUCUUUCAUUGGGUUGCAUCGAACAAAAUUAAAUCUGAGUUUUCGUGCAAGAAUUUGAGGAUUAGUGAAAUCGAAAGAUACCAUUAUGGCGGACGCUGUUGGGAAGGAUAGUCCUAAAUCUGCAUUUAGGAAAGGCCCAGGAAGGAAAAUCAAAUUAAAGAUGUCUUGGAAUAAAAGUUCUAGUGUAGAAACAGAUAACUCGGAAUUAAUAGACGAGUUUGUUAAAGAUGUAAUUCAAAGGGCGAAACACGAGUAUUUAUCAGAGUGUAAUGGAUUUAGAUCCGACCACUCCGGAACCAAUGGAUACCAUCAUUACACAGGACGAGUAUCGCCUGAACUCCCUCCUCCUGUGUCAAGUGAUGAUGAGGCAGAUUUAACGAGUCAUCGUUCAAACGUAGAUGAAGAGGACAGAUUAAACUCAAAUGAGUGUCACAAAGCUGUCAAUGAGGGACUGAAGCAUUUGGAGGGUAACUCACUCAAGAAGCAGGUUGGCGUUGGCAGUGUUCAAAACGAGCGGAAACCAUUAAUAGAGAAGUCCGCUACAGGUGGACACACGUGUCUACAACACUUCUACGCCCUUUUGUGCUGCCAGUGUAUCUGCGAGACCUAUGAAGUAACAUAAACUAUUACGUCAUAGAUUACUGGAGUGAUGACGUCAAAUGAUUUAUUAAAUACAAUUUUGUACAAAAUGACAUUCAUUGCAUGUGAAAUAUGACUUAAAGUGUAACACUUUUAACUCAUCUUGCUGUUACGUGAUUAAACAGUGUUAAGAAAUGACAAAUGUAAACGAGGAGCUUUGUUCUAAAUUUAGAUAUAUAAAAAUAUUAUCAGUCUGGCGGCAGAAUGAAAUACGUAGCUGAUAAUUCCCGUAAAAGAUGGAUUCUGUGGAUUAUAUCGGGGCUAAGUCAUAGACUGGAAUCGAUUAGUUCCAGGAACGUUGACAGCUGUGUUUUGACGCUCCACUUAAAUCAAAUCCGAUUCGAGAUUCGAAACCCUUUACAAAAUGUCUUCGUCCGGCAUUGUAAGCAUUCUAAGGAGCCACGACAGCCCAGUCGAUUAGAGCACCGGCCAUGUAACCUCAUGUGAAGAUUCGAGGUGUGUGGUUCGACGCUCCCUACACGUGUCGGUUUGUAUUUCACCAGUAAGUUAUACAAAAAAGAAAUAAGAAAAUAACUAUAACAAUGUACUGUAUAUAUGCCAUUCUGUAUCAUUGUUUUACUGAAGAACAAAAUAAAUUGCCUGUUGACUCCGUUGUCCAGAUCUAGUCCUCCUCUAUUAGAAAAUGUGAUUUAACCGAGAGUUGACAUUGAUUCUCAUGAUGAUUGUCGUCGAUAGAAAACCGCUUACCUUUCCUUAUCAUCCUUGUACAGAACCACUCUGUAGAGACCACUUGUUUCGGUGGUCAUGGUUACAUAUCAAACAUUUUAUGUAAGUAAAUUUAAUUUAGGGGAACAAUAACCAAGUAAUGUAUUAAAAUAUUAGGAAGGCUAGUUUGAAGUGUAACGGAUUAAUGUCAGCAAUAUAUUCUUUUAUAUUGAUUUUUAUGAAAACGCUGUUAACAUAGUCAAUAAGAUCUAGUCAAAUUAUACAUAUCUUAUGUAUUAGGAAAAAUAAAUCUUCCAACUUUACAAUGAA
Molecule: messenger RNA, 1750 nt
Organism: Pecten maximus
Lineage: Eukaryota; Metazoa; Mollusca; Bivalvia; Pectinida; Pectinidae
Exons: 5
Coding region: 201-737 (178 amino acids)
Source: RefSeq, a predicted model, not a curated record